AUGACUGAGUCGGGAUAUCCGCCACUGAUGUCAAAAGCUUGGGACGACCCCAGGCGCGAGACAAUGGCUUGCCUGCUCAACGAUGGUGACUUGGAGAUCAUGACUGGGAUGUCGAUGAUCUUCGAGGACUUGCAAUUGCGCAGCGCCAUCAUCAAGACGUCCACAGUCCCGUUGGAUCUCAAUGCUUUCAUCUACGAGAACAGCCCUCUCUACAUUAACAACCGGACAUUGGCCGACUUCAUGCUCGAGGCAUGUACGAACUUCCUACACAUCUUACGGCGUAUGAGAAGCAGGAUACGGAUGAAUAGAAAUGCGGCAAUCGAGUCUUCCGACCAGGGCGACGGGCUUGCCAGGCGUAGACAAGAUGACUCAACAUCGCACCUCUCCUCCGCCCUCUUCGUGGGCCUCACGAACAUCUUUCGUCGGCUCCUCUCUAUUCACGAGCUGAUACUUGAUCGCUUGACAGACAGGAUCGAGCGAAUCGAGAGCGACCCUGUCAUGACUAUUCCCGGUCUGUUAUCCGUGACGGGCGAGACGAGAUCCGCUUGCGCACAAGGUGCACUCUUCUGCAGUCUUUCAAUCACGCUUUUAGAGCAAAUGGAGGAGGUGCUGGGUGUCGCCGAGGAACCGGAGAAUGAAGAGCUUGGCAUCUUAUCGGCGGAGCAAGUCCAGACAUUAUGGGCAGUCGUGGACCAUAGCACAGGUGUUGCUCCGGGAUUCGGGAUCAUGCGGCCAGCCGAUAUCAAGAUGCUCCUAAGACAAUCUGUUACGGUCCUUCAUCGAUUGUCUACACAUCAAGCGAACCUAGUGUAG
Molecule: messenger RNA, 813 nt
Organism: Recurvomyces mirabilis
Lineage: Eukaryota; Fungi; Ascomycota; Dothideomycetes; Mycosphaerellales; Teratosphaeriaceae
Exons: 2
Coding region: 1-813 (270 amino acids)
Source: RefSeq, a predicted model, not a curated record